This is a messenger RNA of Salvelinus namaycush (lake trout), 539 nucleotides long. RefSeq names its product transcription factor 4-like. Gene Ontology annotation, cellular component: transcription regulator complex. NCBI's taxonomy places the organism in Eukaryota, Metazoa, Chordata, Actinopteri, Salmoniformes, Salmonidae. Gene Ontology annotation, biological process: regulation of transcription by RNA polymerase II. The transcript is spliced from 3 exons. Gene Ontology annotation, molecular function: RNA polymerase II cis-regulatory region sequence-specific DNA binding; protein dimerization activity; DNA-binding transcription factor activity, RNA polymerase II-specific. The record is from RefSeq and is a predicted model, not a curated record. The annotation marks the transcript as partial.
CUCUCUCCAGUGGUCUCCAGGGCCAGAGUGCCUCGUCUGUCUCGUCAGAAAUCAAGUCAGAGGAUGAGGGGGAUGAGAACCUACAGGAUGCCAGAUCUAUGGAGACCAAGAAGGAGGAGCCUGACAACAAGGACCUGAAGUCUAUUGAUAGCAACGCGGAUGACGAGGACUUGUCUCCGGAGCAGAAGAUCGAACGCGAGAAGGAACGCAGGAUGGCCAACAAUGCGCGGGAGCGGCUCCGUGUCCGGGACAUCAACGAGGCUUUCAAGGAGCUGGGGCGUAUGGUGCAGCUGCACCUGAAGAGUGACAAGCCACAGACCAAACUGCUCAUACUGCAUCAGGCCGUGGCCGUCAUACUGAGUCUGGAGCAGCAAGUCAGAGGCAAGGGACCUGACACACAGAGGAACCUGAACCCUAAGGCAGCGUGUCUGAAGAGACGUGAGGAGGAGAAGGGCUCGUCAGACGGCGGAGCGGCCCUCUCCCUGGCCGGGCCGCACCACGCCAUGGGGGACGCCUCCAACCCAAUGGGACAAAUGUAA